GCUACUGGCUGGGAGUUUUGGGCCAGAAAAAGCUGAUGGUCAUGCUCUGUCUUGGCCCUGUCCGGGGGACCUUAGAGCUACAGCCAUACGAUGAAGAUGCUGAAGCGCACGAGAUCUCGACCGUGCCAGGAACUGUUAUAAUUCUUCGUGCUGAUGGUAUGUGGCAUCGACACUGCGCACACUCAAAAGCGCAUAUCUUGAGCUGCUUUCUGGUCGGGCAAGAUUCCGGAGGCACGAAGCGGACGGGGCAGCCUUCCUGGGUGCCUCCAUGUGCCCGUGAUUUGGAGCAGUGGACUGUGGAGCGGAUGAGAUAUUUGAAGGAAGUCCAAUCAAAGGCACCAAAGGAGAAGCUUGACCUACCGGUUGGCUGGUUGACAGCCAUGAACCACAUGUUUCACACCGCGCAGCGCGUUGCUGUUAGAUCUAUUGCUGCGAGAUAUGCAAGCACAUGGGAUGUGCAAUCCUGGUACAUGUCGCAAACCGCCGGCCCCGACUUUGUUUCGGAAGUACCGCUGACAAGGUGGGACGUGAAUUUGUAUUACGAUGCCGACGUUGAGAACUGGCGAGCGUACAAGACUAUCUCUAGACACGGGUCUUUCGUGGAUGGAACAGAAUAUUUUGACAACAAGUUUUUUGGCCUGUCGCCGAUGGAAGCAAAGGGAAUGGAUCCCCACCAGCGUGUGGUCCUGGAGGUUGGUUACGAGGCUUGCCACGGGGCCGGCUACAGCAAGGGGAAGUUGAUGAACAAGAUCGGCGGUGUCUACCUGGGAAGCAGCUCGACAAUUUUUGGCAUGGUGUCAGAAGUCAGUGGAGCGACUGGUGGUGCUGCGAGUAUCAACUCGAAUCGCUUCAGUUUCUGUUUGGGCCUGAAAGGCCCCAGUAUGACCUGCGAUACGGACGGCUCAUCGUCCCUAACUGCAAUUCAUCUCGGUGGCGAAGCAGUCCUUCAAAAGGGCCAUGGUGUCAGCAACGAGUUCUCCUUAGCAGGAGGAGUUGCGUUUCAACUCGGGCCACUGUGGCUGCCGCAAAUGCAAGCUGCCGGGCUGCUGGCAGGCAUCGGUCGCUGCUUCACCUGGGAUGCAAGUGCGCAAGGAUACACACUUGGCGAUGGGUGCGGCUUCGCUGUACAGAAGCGAAUGGCCGAGUGGGUGGAUGGAAAGCAAGUUUACAUCGAAGGGGAGCCCCUCGUUGGAAGCAUUUGUGGAAGCUCCUGCGGGAGCGUGGGGAUGGCAGCAGCGAUGCAUGCCCCACACGGACCGUCGGAGCAGGAGAACAUUGCACAAGCGCUGCAGACAGCAAUGCUAGAUGCGCUGAACAUUGAUGCCGUGGAAUGCAAUGGCCAGGGAGCUUUGCUUCGAGACGCUGUCGAAGUCGACUCCCUUUUACGUGUACUGCGUGGCGAUGAUGUUCAGGCUCCGCUGACACUCACGUCAGUGAAGAGCCGCAUGGGCUUCGCGACAGAGUGUGCUGGCAUUGCCGCACUGCAUCGUCUCCUCUUGUCUGCUGUUUGGGGCGUCAUUUCUCCAAACAACCAUCUCCAGCAACUGAAUCCUCAUCUGGAGUUCGAGAACAAGGCCGGGAUGCUCACAGAGCCGCAGGAAACAGCGCUGCGCAGCACCUAUAUGGGCGUGUCGGCUCAUGGCUUUGGUGGCACGCAGGUCCACGUAAUUUCCUAUGGCCACAGUCAGCAGAUCAGGACGGUACCGCAGCCGGAGCGCAGUCGCAACGUUUUCAACUUCUGGCCCGGUGGCGGAGGUGAGCUUGAAGAGGAGCAGCAACCAUUGCGCGGCUAUUUCAUUGCGGGGACUUGGACAAAGUGGAGGGCCAUCAAAAUGGAGAGUGAAGGUGAUGAGACCUAUGGAUACACUCUUGUCCUUGGAGAGAAUCGCUGGGAAGAGUUUCAGAUUCUCCUUGAUGGUGCCCUGGCAUUCCUCUGUCGGACUGGACUUCCGUUGCGUGAAGUGACGAAAGAAGGAGCGGCAAAGUUUUGCAUUUGUUUGGGCUGUAUUUAUUUCUUGCUUUCCUAUGUGAGUGAUGUGCUCCGGUCUCCCAUGUACUACACGAUUGGCUAUACUUAUGAGUGGAGGUCAACUCAAGCGGGUGAGCUCCAACUGAUGGAAGUCGGAAGUGGCGAUGUUGGCAUGCCCGGGGACAAGUAUCGUAUCAGGCUUCGGAUUGCUGGGAAAUACAGAACGGUUCUGUGGGACAAGCUUCCCACAGAAGACUAUGAUACAGCAGCGGAUGCUCCCGAGGGUGACUACCACAUUGUUGGGAGCUGGAAUGGCUGGUCGCCUGAUCCAUUGUUUCUUCGAAACGAGAUCUGGUCUACAGAGGUGGAGUUGACAAAGAAAGGAGGCGACUUCCAGAUAUUGCGGAAUGAGGACUGGGGUCAGAUGAUCGCUCCACUGCACGAAAAGGCUAGUCCUUCCGAUGCUGGUCAAGGACCGGAUCGCUGCGGCCGGUUCCGGGGCUGUGCUUGGAGUUUAGACGGGCAGCCUGGGGACGUUUUCCGGAUAUCGUUCAAGCGCCAGUUGAUCAAGGAUUCCUCCGGUAGACUGGACGAUGUAAAGCAGGUCUCCUGGGAGAAGUUGCGGGAGGCUGGCCCUUCCGAGACGCUGUCUCUCAAACAUCAAAGCGGCACUCUUGGGGUCAUUGGUUCGUGGAAUGGGUUUGGCAGAGUGCACAAGAUGCACGCAGAGUUUAUGGAUGGACAAGUUGCGUAUGUCUUCUACUUUGAACUUGGUCAAAGCGGCGCUGAAGGGUUUCAGUUCGUCAACGAUUCCGAUUUGACGAGAGUUAUCCAUCCCGACCGUCUGGUGGCUCAAUCAGGCGGUGUGCACAGGGCCGUGGUGUCCUCGAUUGGCCACAUUGACCAGGACAAAGUUUGGGCAGCCGGCUUGGACGGUGGUUCACCUGGCGACGUGUUCAAAGUCGACGUCCUGGCAGUUGGUGAUGUCGUCAGCCGCGUUACCUGGAGUCAAGUGAGCGAUGGUGCUGUACCAAGGGACCGCGAGAUUUGUGGGCCGCUGUGA
Symbiodinium necroappetens is the source of this 3032-nucleotide messenger RNA. The record is from the annotation of a GenBank genome assembly. Lineage: Eukaryota; Dinophyceae; Suessiales; Symbiodiniaceae.